Molecule: messenger RNA, 1959 nt
Organism: Pyrenophora tritici-repentis Pt-1C-BFP
Lineage: Eukaryota; Fungi; Ascomycota; Dothideomycetes; Pleosporales; Pleosporaceae
Product: PnbA, Carboxylesterase type B
Source: RefSeq, a predicted model, not a curated record
AUGCAGCUAAUUUCACUCUUUGCGGGUGUCUUAUCGGUUUCUUGUACGGCAGUGGCGUCGCCGCACUCCCAGCCUUUCAGUGAGCUGCUACGCCAGAGACACAGCACUACAAGCGGCAGCCUUGAGGUAGACCUUGGUUAUGAGAUAUACCGGGGCGUCAGCAACUCGAGUACUGGUAUCAACACAUGGAAAGGUAUUCGUUUCGCUGCACCUCCGACAGGUAAACUCCGCUGGCAACUACCACAUACCCCAGCUGUGAAUCGCACCAGAACCAUACAAGCCGACACCUAUGGAUCUGAGUGUAAACAAGUCGCCGCUGGUGGGUCGCCCGCAACGUUUCAGCUUGCACCAGGCUCUGAAGACUGUCUUUUCUUGAAUGUCCAAAGCCCAGCCAAUGCGACCAAUCUUCCUGUCUUGGUAUGGAUUCAUGGCGGCGGUUACGGAUUGGGGAGCGGUCAGCAAGAUUUUACCGAUAUCCUCACCACCAACGGAUUGAACUUUGUCGUCGUGUCUAUCCAGUAUAGGCUUGGUCCUUUUGGAUUCCUGGCCUCGGAUGAAGUAGCCCGGAAAGGUGUUGUCAAUGCUGGAUUGCAUGACCAGUAUCUUGCGCUACAAUGGAUUCAGGCGUAUAUAUCGCAAUUUGGCGGAGAUCCCUCAGCUGUGACCAUUUCAGGCGAAAGCUCCGGUGGUGGCUCCGUUAUGCUACACGACAUGGCAUAUGGUGGGCACGACAAAAACUCGCUAUUCCACAACAUCAUCGCUGCCUCGCCGUAUUUGCCAAAACAGCACGCAUAUAAUGCUUCGAUACCGACAAAGAGCUACUAUGCAUUUGCGGAGCGCGCGGGAUGCCCGGUAGACGAAUGCGAAGAUGCGAAUUCCACGGUUUUUGAGUGCCUUCUCUCAAAGGACACCGCAACAUUGCAGAACGCUUCAACUCAAGUUGGAGCUGCCGGAGCUGCUGGCCAAUGGACCUUCCUUCCCGUUACCGACGGAUCAUUUGUGCAAAGUACACCGAGUAAGCAGCUGCUUGAAAAGCGUGUGAAUGGGCGAACCGCCUUGGUUGGAAAUGCUGCCGACGAAGGGCCGUUGUUUGUACCGCAAAAUAUCACCUCUCAAGACCAAUUUAUGUCGUGGCUUCGAGGCACCCUACCCGGUUUUUCGGACUCGGAUAUUGCCGAAGUCCUGGCUUGGUACCCUAUCAAAAACAAUACGGAGUCACCCAAUGCGGUCAAAUUCGCAACCACCGGUCUCUCAGGACCCAGUGCACUUGACCAAAGCUCGGUCGCUGUGGGGCAACAACAACGAGCAAACAAUCUUUAUGCAGAGUUAACCUUCAUCUGUCCCUCAUACUGGAUCGCUGCAGCAUACUCCGGCGGCGGUCGUACAUCGUACCAAUAUCAAUACAGCGCCUUGCCAGCCACACAUGCCAUAGAUGUGGCCGGCUACCUUGGCCCACUUGGAAAAGUGCCAUUCCUCAGUGUCGACUUCCAACGCGCCUUCAUGACGAUUUGGGGCAACUUCAUUACGAAAGGCAAUCCCUCGAUCCCAGCCUCUGUUGCUGCCGGCUCAAAUGCAACAGCCAAAGUUAGAGCAGCAACCCAGUGGCCUGUUUACACCGUCCCACAACCGUAUCUCGUCAACCUUAAUCAGACUGGUGGUCAGCUGAUUCAAGACCCGAGUCGAACGAUAGCGCCGGUCAAUUUAACGUAUGCUAUGGGACCCGGACUUGUAAAUGAGUUUACCCUGGGAAAUGCGUAUAAUUGGGAAAAUGGACGAGGUGCUCGAUGUGACUUUUGGAGGAGUGUGGCUAAUAUCAUCCCUGCAUAAUUACCGGGUUUGGAGUAGACAUCUACCAUAUGUACAUCAUGGUUGGAGAAUACGUCGGCUGAUUUUCAAUACAACAGGUGGGGUUUUUUAUUACGUCGCCAAACUAAGAAAAAAAAAUCCGAGUUCGUCUUC